CUGCCGCGGGAGGGCGCCGCCGACGCCCGUCGCGUUCCUAUAUCACGCACGUGCUUGCUACUACAACGUUAUCGUGUAUCGGUGUGAGUGACUGCCCGUUGAAUUAUUCCGUGUCAAUACGCCUCCGCCUCUGCCGGUGCGAUGCGUGUCUAGCAUACGUAUCGCACGAUUGGUUGUCGUGUGUAAAUGAAUAUGUUUGUUCUUGGGCAUUAUUGUUGUUCCCGAGGGAUCGGCGGCGAUUGAUAUCGCUCACGGAUGUGUUCAACGUUCGACAAUGGGAUAACCGCACUUUUUGGGAUGUCGCUCAAAAUUAAAAAGCGAUGGUUCUGACUGACUCUUUAUUGUGAAAGAUGAAGGAAUAGAACAGUGUGACAAAAUGGAUGACAGUUCACCGGACUUGUCGCUGAAAUUGCGACGAGGGUCCAGCGACUCUCGCGAGUCGUUUUACAUGGACUUCGCGCAAGGUAUCGACUCGGACAUCGAAGAGGUGACGACGAUUGAGCGUGUGAUUCCUGAGCAUCCGGGAGGGAGGACGGAGGGUGAUGCCGACACUCUGGCGACGCCGUCUGGUCUAGAGGAGAACAAGGAGUUGGGACAAUGUUGCUACUCUAUUCCAGCGAACAACAUGUCGGGUGGAUCUCACGUCUCCCGCGCCACGUUUGGGGGCGCAGACUCUGAGAUCUCUGGUGGUAGUGCCCCGCCCUUACCGAGUCCAGCGUCUGCGGGGGCUGCGCUGGUGUCUCCAGAGACACUGAGCCGCCACAGCAGCCCUCCACCGCUACCACCACACCCUUCGCAUCAACAACCAGCACCGUCUUGUUCUUCCCAUAGGGUGCACCUGGAGUCCCCUUUGAGAUUAUCGAGUCCUCCAUCGAUGUCCCUGGGUGGUUCGCUGUCUCUCCAGCCAGUGCUGUACGGGCCGGGCGGACCAUCGCACGCACCAUUGCCCCCGUCCAGACGCCUGUCCCGACCAUCUGCAGCUAUACAACAUAUGCAUGUGAUUAGCGCAAGCGACGCGUUAGCCACAACACUGUCGGCUCUCUACGGGAAGCUGCUCGUUGUUAUGGGCAUCGCCUUCCCCAUGGCUGAGGUCAUCUCCACCUACAUUCCACCCUCAUUCUAUGAGGGUUUCUACCUAUACCUGUACAUCGGCAGUAUGGUGUUCCUCCUAUACAUGUAUGCAGCCCUCGCGAGGGACAGGUCAAGGUCAUCAGCUCCAGACACUACAGUUGUUGCAAAAUCAGACUCAAGUUCAUCUCCAUCGGAGUCUGACUCCUGUUCAUCUCGCACGGAGCGGAGCACGGCCACGGCAGCCCACAUACCUCCACACCUGGCUGCCAAACGACUGUCUUUGGGCUUCGCGCUGGCCUCACGCACACAUCACUACGGGAGUUUCUAUUUGAGGAUGGGGGCCGUUGCAUUCGGUAUCGGUUCCAUGAUCUACUCAGGUCUGGAGUUUGGUCAGUAUUGGGAGUUGGAGAGGAACACCAAUUGCCAUAACGUUCUGUUGGCCCUAACACCGGCCACCAGGAUGGCAUUUAUCUUUAUACAGAUGUACUUCAUCUUUCUUAAUAACGAGAUGAAAGUGUACAAGCAUAAGAUUGUAGCCCGGUUUGGCCUGAUGCAUAUGGUUGGAACCAACCUCAGUGUUUGGCUCAACGUACUGGUUCAAGAAACGAAACACGAAAUCCUAACUUUCUACGAUCCGGAGAACAAAACUAUUGGACUGUCACAUCGACUUGCGUUCCAAAAGGCGUUUGCGUCGUUGACAACCGACGUGCCCCCAUCUCAUCCAGCCGCUGCCCACCUUCGCGUCCCAAGAGGUCUCAAAGGCCCUCACCACAUCUUCGAGUGCCGUCGAACAAACAUUAUGGGAUCCCUCGUCCAGGAUGCAUCUCCAUUCCUCUUCCCUUGUACCAUCGAAUACUCUCUCAUCUGCGCUGCUAUUCUUUACGUCAUGUGGAAGAACAUUUCCAAAUACCCAUCGAAAGACGUUGCGGCAGCUAUAGUCAAAGCUCGUAUACUAGAAGGUCUCGCCUACAAAAAAUCCCCACAUUUGUACAGCGUCGACUGUGCACGAGCUCACAAAGGCCUCUUCUUCGGAAUCCUAGUUUUGGUACUAACUAUAAUAUCAUUGAUACUCUUCUUUGUUUUGGUGUCAAAGAAAGAUUAUGCGACCCUCGCAGUAGUUGAAGUCAACGUUUGUGAGUUAGCAUUGUAUGCUAUGACAACAUUUGCUAGUUUAGCGGGAAUGGUCUGUGUCAGGAAGCUAAAGUAUGAUGGAAACCGAAAUCUUGAGCUAGAUAAUAUCCUUCUGGUAGGAGCUCAAACUGGAAUGUUCAUCUACGGAACUUUCACAAUUAUUGGAGGACAUUUUACAAUAGAGAAGAAUACUAUUCUCAUAUUGAUAACAGCUUUGUCCUCCUUGAUCCAGACUACAUGUCAAACCAUGUUUAUUCUCGAUGCGAGUCGAAGAUCAGCGAAGACAGCCGAACAGUUACGGAAAAAGCCAGGAAGAGAAAUAGUGACGUUCUUAUUGGUGACGAAUUUGGCAAUGUGGGCGAUAAAUACGCUUGAGAAGUCCAGAGCAGAGUCUCAUCCUGUGCAGCUCCAUUUCUAUGGGUUGUGGGCUUGGACGAUCAUCACUCAUGUGUCGAUGCCUCUGGCUAUCUUCUACAGGUUCCACUCGACAGUGUGCCUGUGCGAGAUAUGGAAACGAGCGUACAAGAUGAAGCCUGCUUACAUGUAGCGACCGGCUCGGAGGUACUGGAGCACAGCGCUGUCUUUCAGGGUGUGAACCGUGGUACUUUCGGAAUCAUACAUGUAGACAUGUGGUAGUUGGAUGUUAGUGCCAUAGUCUCAGCUAAUGCAGUGGACACCAGAGCGAAUACAAUAAUAAGAUAUGAGUAACAUGUCCUACCGACCCAUUAGAUGUAGUGGAAGGUUUCAUAUGUUCAGUGUUCAGUGUUUGAACUGAUGUUGAGACGCAGUAUUUCACAAUUAAACGGGUUGGAUUUUAUUGAUUUUAGCGCUUUACAUUUUAGAUGUGAAUUUUUCUGCAAGUUUUUAGUGUUAAAUGUAUUGUUAAUAUAUUGAAUGUGAACCUAUUAAUGGAUAAGUUAUGUGUUCAUAUUUCUUCUUGUUUACUUAGACGUACGUAGGAUCAGUUAGGGAUUAGUUAGUAAGUAUUUGUAGAGAUUGUAUUCAUUCCACAUUCCACUAUAGCAGUUAUAUCUCUCAAUCGCCGAUGCGUAAUGUUUAUGAUGCACUUUGAUUCAAAACGAAAGUCUUCCAUUAGGUUACAUUGUUUUAUACGUUCCUUUUACAAUAUUUUUUGUUUCAGCUACGUAUAUAUAGCGCGUAUUAUUCCAUAGUACAGAGGGAACAAUAAAUUCUAUCGACCUAACGAUAUUUUUUUGAGAAUUUUUGACUUAAAAACAAUACAUGAUAAUAUUUGUUAUGAUAAUAAAGUACUUUUUACUAUGAAAAGCGAAAUAGUCUGAGCAGAUAUUAGAGAUUUUGUAGCGGAUAUUUUUGGGACAAAAGUGUAGUAGUGUCAGUAAUUUUUGAUAAAUUUUUAACUUGUAGCGAUACCUUGGACCCAGUAGUUAGGCAAAAUGUAACACCAAAGUCGUAUGGAUAAGAAAUUUUUGGAGCUUAUUAUGAGAGUAGUCCAGUCGUAGAUACAUUAAAUAUGGUCGCCAUGCAUCACGUUUUCAUUGUCUAUAGUUAUAGACUUAGCAAUUUCGUCCACUACUUAUGAAUAUUUCAAUUUCAUUUCGAAGACAUUAUACAAUGAUUUUGUAUUAACAUUUUAUAUUACUCAGUAGAGUUUGAUAGCAGAUGAGAUGAGUGAAUUAAAGUAUACCUGUGCAAGAUUUUUAUAACAGAUUUUAUUACAAAUUUAUUUAUCUUGCUAAAAAAAAACAAUCUUAUGAAUUUCGCACGCCUGAAGCUGCUACUAAAUAAUUGUUUAUAUUUCUCUAUGAUACUUAUGAAUUCAUAAUAAUAUAUUUUAUAUUUAAAAUCUUGCUCAAAUAUUGUAUGAUUGCGAUUUGACUCAGUGACCAAAAUCAUUGAGUGUAUAUAACACAAUAUAUCUCAAAAUCAAAUUUUAUUUUUGUUUCAGUGAUGCCUUCUUCAAUAUUCUCUAUCUAAUUGUACAAGAUCAUUCUCAAUUUAUAUUUAAAUUUAUUUAAAAAUCUUGAACACUGGCUUUAUAAUUUUAAUCCUACCUAGAAGUUACGAUUCCUGUAUAAUACCACUUUAAUAUAUUGAAAAUUAUAUACUACUGUUUUAUACGAUAAAAUGAAUUUUUCAAACGUUACAACUCAUUCUCAUUAUAUAAUGCUUUGCAUAAUAAUUAUAAUUGUAGUUUCUGGAGUUUUAUAGAAAGCAAAUAAUUUUGAACCUUUUAUAUAUUAGUGUUAGAGUCCUUUAUACUUUUUAUAUAAUAUUAUAUUACGGUAAACCUAGUUGAAUGUACUAGGCGUGUAUAGUAAGUACAUUGAAUACUCAAUAUGAAAUUUUAGCUUUAAAUUAUAAUGUGAAAUACCAAAUUUAUACCUUAUUGUAGAAUAGGAGUGAAUGCGAUACGUUGUACCUUUUUUAUUGAAGACAGAAUGUCAUUUUGUUUGGUAUAAAGUAAAUUAAAACUGCAUCAUUAUAUGACUCAAGUUGAUUGCUUACAUGGAAUUAUGAAAUAGAUCUUGAAGUUACAAACUCAUUUGUACUAGUUAUUUACAAAGAAAAUUAAUAUUAGAUACAUAAAAACUCGUAAUAUAUAAUAUCUAUAUAGUUCUUAGAUAUAUAAAAAUAAAUGAUGGACAUACUACAAUCAUACGUAGAUAACAAAAUACUCAUUUAAGUCUUUGAAAUUCGAAUAGCGGAAUUGCGUAACUUUUUAAUUGUGACGUUAUUCUCAAUACAGGGUGUAAACGGAACUAAUAGUUUUUAAAAUUCAAAUCGUUGUUGUUUAAAUGUUAUUCAUACAACGUUAGCCUUGAGCGGUUAAUUACAGCCAUUAUUACAUAAAGGAAAAAUUUAAUUCCUUACUUUCAAUGAAAAUAAAACUGGUUUUUGACCAUAAUCUGUCGGCGUUUUUCGGGAGCGUUCCGUUUACACCCUGUAUAGCUAACCUUCUUUUUAAUAUAAAAUUUUGUACCAUACUGAAAUUUUCUCGUGUGUCACAGUUUCUUUAAAAAGCAAUUAUACGUCACAUCCAGACAUACACAUGAAGAUCUGUUUGUGUGAGAAUAGAUUCUUUGAAAACUUUCAUAUAUUUAUAUUCUAAUAGCAGCUAUUGUCACCAAUAUAUAAAGUUCCUUGUACCUAUUUGUUUUCUUACACUUCUCACAGUUUAAACUUUUCACUGGAAUGUAUAUAAAAUGUAAUGUAACUAUAGAUUAAGAUAUAUAAAUGUUUUAAUUUAUACUUAGGAUAGUCUCCUUUGUACCCAUUAUACCAAAUAUUCGUUACAUUAUCUUUCAUUUUUAGUUAGUUACUGGCAUUUUGUUUAUUUUUUGUAAAUUAGGGAUAACUUUGACAUUGUUUUUGAAGAUUUACGUGCCUAAAUGAGAGUUUUUUUUUGGUUUAUGGCUUGUCUAAAGAUCAAUUAGAUUGUUGGUAGCAAAAUCUUCUCUAAUGCACUGAGUUUGCAAUUUAUGAUUGACUCCUGUUACCAAAUAUCAUCAUUCAUAGGAAAAGAAGAGUAUUUUCUUCUUAAAAAAAUAAUGCCAGGUUUUAACAUGUAAUACCUACUUAUUUAUUAGCUUCAAUAUGUUGUGAGAAUCUAAGUUAUCCAUAAUUUGCAAGGACGAGUUAUAAAGUAAUGCCUUUGUAUAAAUAAAUAGUGAUACUAGAAUAUUGUUUUUGAUUAUAUAUUUGUGAGCUAUUUAUUUGUUUAGGAGCGACUGUGAAUAGAGGUUUAGCGGUAAGAUUGUCUCCUUGGAUGUUUAACGUUUACAAACAAAUAAAAACUUUCUUGAAAUUAUCCUGGAA
Messenger RNA from Spodoptera litura, 6000 nucleotides. RefSeq names its product proton channel OtopLc. The record is from RefSeq and is a predicted model, not a curated record. Gene Ontology annotation, molecular function: proton channel activity. Gene Ontology annotation, biological process: proton transmembrane transport. Gene Ontology annotation, cellular component: membrane. NCBI's taxonomy places the organism in Eukaryota, Metazoa, Arthropoda, Insecta, Lepidoptera, Noctuidae.